GUAUAAUGUAUCAAUGAGUAUUCAAAGCAGAGUAGUAAUAUCGAAUAUGAAUUAGGUUCCUUUGUUCCUAAGGACUUAACUUGACUAAUAACUUAUUGGAUUUGUUUAGAAUAAUUAUGUUUAAAGUGAUUUAGGUGAUUUAAAAUGUGAGACGAUGAAGUAGUUUUAAACGAAUAUAUUUUUUAAUUAAUUUAAGACUGUAUUGCUGUUAUUACAUUUUGUCAUAUUGGACAAUAUGAAUCAAAUUGAAAGUUGGUUGUGAUGAGUUCGUCCCUGUUGACAAUGAUACAUAAAUAGUGAACUUCAAAAGUAUAAGAUUGAUCGAAAUAAUAUUUAUAAAAUGUCGAUUUCGAUCAAAAUUAUGGUUUUUUUAAACGAAUAAAAAUAAAAAUAUAAGGAGUAUGUAGAAAAAAAAUCUUCGAGAUAUUUAGCAUCUAUUGUGUUCACUCUAUAUAAAAUUUAUAAAAUGUUUUAUAGAAAUAUUUGUUGUUUCUAUAAACAACGUUAUAUGUUAAAAUUUGUUAUUAUAAGAUGCGUAUAUAUUUGUUAGGAAUACGUAGUUUUUACAUAAUUAACAACUAGUAUCAUACUUUAUAAGUUUUAUCUACUUACUUCUUAUAUAUGUAUCUAUGUAAAUUACGGAUAUAUGUGAAACUUCUCUUGGAAUUAUUAAACAUGUUGAACAUAAUUGAUCUUCCUGAUAUUGUGCUGGAGACUGUUCUCUCUAACCUCACUUACGAUGAAAUUUCUAGAUACAGAAUUGUAUGUAAACAAUUUGAUCGAAUUUGUAAGAAACUACUAAAUCGUGGUUUCAAUCUUAUGGAAAAAUAUCAUGCACAAUGUCUACGUGCAGUAAAAAGUCAAUUACCACGUAGAGAAUCUGAACGAAGAAGUCAUCCUUUAGCACGUCAUUGCGAUAUAUUGACAGCAAUAGAGACAAGAAUAUCGAUGUUAUCAAUGACAUUUAUCAAAUAUGUGGACUUAAACUUAUGUUGCUUCAUUCCUGGAAAAGUAAUCGAUGAAAUAUUUCGUGUCCUCCGUUUGAUUCGUGAUUCAAAGACUCCACCUAGAGCGCAUGAAAUACUGCAAGAAUUACGUGAUAUUAGUAGUAUGGCUAUGGAACACUUUGAUGAAAAAAUUUUACCAGAUUUAAAACACAGUAUUUGUACAUCUGUUGUUAGUAAUGUGGGUUCUUACGAACUGCCUGGUGGAAGUUUAAUGAUUUCACAUCAUACUGCAAGUUCAAAUAAUACUACAUUAUCGCAUAGUUAUAGUACAGAAAAACUAAACCAAACAUUUAAGAAGAUUUAUAGUCGUACUAAAAGAAAUAAAAUUUCUGUAACAUUUGUAAAAUUUGAAAUAACUAAAAUGAAAUUAAGAAUGAGAAAACAAAUGAUUCAAAUGCGAGUCCAAAAUUUGAAGCUUCAAAAACAAGCAAAGAAGAUUCAUGAUCAAGAUACACAGUUGGCAGAAAUGAGAAAGCAUCUGGAAGAAUGGGAACAAAAAAUGGGUGAUUUAACUGCUGAAUUAAGUAGGGCAAGGGAAGAAACACAAAAGCCUGAUUCUAUAGACACUUGCAAAAGAAAACAUAUUGAUAUCAUCAAUCAACGUGACUCUGAUUCCCUUCAAACAAAAGAAUUAGAAGCUAAAAAGCGUAAAUUAAUUGUAGAAAGAAAACCAUCAAAUGAUGCAAAAGAUGUCAAAUUUAAAAAGUUUAUAUCAGAUCUUCUUGCAGGAAAUACAGUAGAAGGAUACCCAUCUACUUCACACUAAAUCUUUUCUGUAAAUAGUAAGGUCUUGUUCAAAGGCAUGUUCUAUUAUAAUAUUGUUAAUUUUAUACUGUGCAUUUUGAGUUAUUAUUUAAUAAAUAUAACCAAUUAAAUUUA
Vespula pensylvanica (western yellowjacket) is the source of this 1886-nucleotide messenger RNA. It is a transcript of the gene pall, whose product is annotated as F-box only protein 28. Gene Ontology annotation, molecular function: protein binding. The coding region runs from base 622 to 1773 and encodes 383 amino acids. Lineage: Eukaryota; Metazoa; Arthropoda; Insecta; Hymenoptera; Vespidae. The record is from RefSeq and is a predicted model, not a curated record. Gene Ontology annotation, biological process: protein polyubiquitination. The transcript has 4 exons.